AUGCAUUAUGCUGUGGAUUUGUGUUUAAUUCAGAUCGUGAGCAAUAGCACCACACAAUCCACUGACAUCCACUACUGGAUAGGCAACACAUCGUCUCAGGACGAGCAGGGAGCGGCAGCCAUCUAUGUGACCCAACUGGACGAGUAUCUCGGUGGCAGUCCGGUUCAACACCGCGAGGUCCAGGGAUGUGAAUCAGCUAAAUUCAAAAGCUACUUCAAGAAUGGCCUCAUAUAUAAAAAAGGCGGUGUGGGAUCGGGAUUCACACAUGUGGAGACCAACAUGUAUAGCAUGCAGCGCCUGCUCCACGUCAAAGGAACGAAACAUGUGACUGCAAGAGAGCCUUCUUUUAUUCUCAGUGUGUCUGAUGCCAGUGGUCAGCUGUUGGUACAGGAAGUGGCUACCAGUCCACUGACCCAGGAUUUGCUGAGUUCCUCGGAUUGCUAUAUUUUAGAUCAAGGUGGCAGCUCAGUAAUGGUCUGGAAAGGAAAGGCAGCAUCAGAUGAAGAGAGGCGCUCAGCACUGAGUCGGGCGGUUGGCUUUAUAAAAGCAAAGAACUACCCGUCCAACACUAAAGUGGAGGUUAUGAGUGAAGGAGGAGAGUCUGCCAUGUUUAAACAUCUCUUCAAGUCCUGGAAAGAAAAAGGUCAAACUCAAGGACUGGGAAAGACCCACUCCGUCGGAAAGAUAGCUAAAGUGGAUCAGGUGAAGUUUGACGUCAUGGAGCUUCACGCUCAGCCAAAGCUGGCUGCUCAGGAGCGGAUGGUGGACGAUGCCUCAGGACAUAUUCAGGUUUGGCGCAUUGAGAAUCUUGAACUGAAGGAGGUGAACCCAAGCACAUAUGGACAGUUCUAUGGAGGAGACUGUUAUCUAGUGCUGUACACCUACAACAGAGCCAACAAACCACAGUACAUCCUCUACAUGUGGCAGGGUCGCCAUGCUACACAGGAUGAGGUGACGGCAUGCGCUUAUCAGGCGGUGAAUUUGGAUAACAAAUACAAUGGAGCCCCAACACAGGUCAGAGUGGUCAUGGGAAAAGAGCCCAGACACUUCCUGGCCAUCUUUAAGGGCGGGCUCAUCAUUUUUGAGGGUGGGACAGGUAGACCGGGUGUUGUGAACCGUGAUCCAGGUGCCAGACUCUUCCAGGUCAGAGGGACACAUGAGAUGAACACCAAAGCAACAGAGGUGCCCACCAGAGCCUCUUCUCUCAACACCAAUGAUGUCUUUCUGCUCAAAACUGAUCAGAAUGUCUUCCUGUGGUAUGGCAAGGGCUGCAGUGGAGACGAGAGGGAGAUGGGGAAAGCCGUAGCUGAUUUGCUUUCUGAGCAGGACAAGCAGGUUGUGAUGGAAGGACAGGAACCAGCUGCCUUCUGGGUGGCUUUGGGAGGGAAAGCUCCAUAUGCCAGUGACAAGCGACUGGAGAAAGAAGUGGCACCUCACGAACCUCGUCUGUUUGAAUGCUCCAAUCAGACGGGCCGAUUCCUUGUGACAGAGGUGGCUGACUUCACUCAGGAUGACCUGGAUGAGGAUGAUGUCAUGCUUCUAGACACCUGGGAGGAGAUUUUCCUUUGGAUUGGCAACUCAGCCAACCAGUACGAGACUCAGGAGUCCUAUAGCAGUGCAGUGGAAUAUCUUAAAACCCACCCAGCCGGACGGGACCCUGGGACACCGGUCAGCACUGUUAAACAAGGCUAUGAGCCGCCCACCUUCACCGGCUGGUUUAAUGCCUGGGAUGCUCAUAAGUGGAGCGGAGGCCUUUCAUAUGAGGAGAUGAAAAGCAAGCUGGGUGAUAUUUCGCAAAUCACUGUGAAUCUCAACAACACAAACCUGAAUAAGAAGACAGGAGGAGGUGGAGGGAGCUACAGCGCUCCUGGAGGCCCGGGAAAUAUAAAGUCCCAUAAUCAGAGGAUGUCCUCCUCCAUCUCCAGUGCAUAUGUAGACCAGUCUCCCAGCAGAGCAAAGCCUUCUGGGAUGCUACAUUCUGAGCAACUAGUUAAAAAACCUAAUCAGCUGCCUCAAGGAGUGGACCCUGAAAAACGAGAGGAAUAUUUGACUGAUGCAGAAUUUGAGAAUCUCUUCGGCUGCACCCGAGACAAUUUCCAGCGGCUGCCUAAAUGGCGUCAGAACGACCUUAAAAAGAAGGCAGGAAUGUUUUGAGUUGAUUUUGUUAUAAUGAGAUCAAGCCUGAUCUUCAGACCUGAUUAUUGUGCUCCAUGUGUAUUUUGGGCUAGAAGACAGUCACCUAUGCAAUGUUAUAGAUUUAUUUAUUCAUCAAAUAAAUAAAUGUUUAGACUAAAAGCUAACUUGACCUAAUAGAAAUGCUUUGUAAAUAUCUCACAUAAAACAUCAGUCAUGUAGAACAUGUCUACAUGCUUUUUAGUCCUAAUAAAAACACAGUGUAAGCCAAGAAAUGUUUC
Molecule: messenger RNA, 2414 nt
Organism: Sinocyclocheilus anshuiensis
Lineage: Eukaryota; Metazoa; Chordata; Actinopteri; Cypriniformes; Cyprinidae
Product: advillin-like
Exons: 16
Coding region: 1-2154 (717 amino acids)
Biological process (GO): actin filament severing; cytoskeleton organization; actin polymerization or depolymerization
Cellular component (GO): actin cytoskeleton; cytoplasm
Molecular function (GO): phosphatidylinositol-4,5-bisphosphate binding; actin filament binding
Source: RefSeq, a predicted model, not a curated record